CAGGGCGACCCGACUCUACGGCUGCGUUGCUUCCGACAGUGACCGUCCUGGAUGCGAUCGACGACCUUCCCGCCUUCGACUGGAAGGACCCGCACCUGAUCUACGCUGGACCAGACGAGAUCGAGCAGACAAGCCAACAACAGGGCAUCCCGCAGCUCGAAGUCAGCUCAGGAAUAGCAACUGGCUCUGUCGCUGCGCAGUACAGCAAGCGACCAUCAAACUCAUUUCAAGAGCGCAUGCGCGUCUUUGCAGGCCACAUGACACGAUCAGUCUCACAACAUCAGACGUCCGGCCCAAGCGCCACGGAUGUGGAACAGGUGGUCAACGUCGCCUUGCGUCCCGGCGCCAACUACGACUCGUGGAGCCAACCUGAGGUCAACAAGCCCGCGCUACUCGGCCCUCUCCAGGUGAGUAUUGUCGCAAUCAAGUACUUCACGGUGCUCCUCACCGACGCCUCGGCCAAAGGCAGCAUGAUCCACCCAGCUCAGUUCCGACUGUUUGUGGUGCAAGAAUGUGCUCGAGCGCAAGGCGUUCCGGACUGGAUCAAGUUUGCCACCGACGGCAACCUCAAGUCUGCCUAUCGACAGAUUGGCAAUGCGAUGCUGGAGGCGCUUGCCGUUGCAAUUGGUGAGUCGAUCACGUCCGCAAGGCUGUUGUAA
Messenger RNA from Kalmanozyma brasiliensis GHG001, 659 nucleotides. RefSeq names its product C-5 cytosine methyltransferase. Gene Ontology annotation, cellular component: nucleus. The annotation marks the transcript as partial. The transcript is spliced from 2 exons. The record is from RefSeq and is a predicted model, not a curated record. Lineage: Eukaryota; Fungi; Basidiomycota; Ustilaginomycetes; Ustilaginales. Gene Ontology annotation, molecular function: methyltransferase activity.